GGGGUCCUGCCAACUGUCCAUCCGGGGAAGGGGAGGCCGCAUUCCCGCUUUCCAGGCGUCUUGCACCAAAGGGAGGUCGGGAUCUCGGUUUUCCGGCCCCCAGAGAGACCAGGUGCAUCCGCCAUAGCUUCUGUCGCUCCAUCGCCCUCACUGUGACUGGACUGUUAGAGGGAUCCGUGGAGAGGAGGCCAGGACACCUGGACGCCGGGAAAUGGAUUCAGUGGCCUUUGAGGAUGUAGAUGUGAACUUCACCCAGGAUGAGUGGGCUUUGCUGGAUCCUUCCCAGAAAAAUCUCUACAGAGAUGUGAUGCAGGAAACCUUCAGGAACCUGGCUUCUGUAGGAAAAAAAUGGAAAGAUCAGAAAAUUGAAGAUGAGUACAAAAAUCCCAGGAGAAACCUAAGAGGUCUUAUGGGAGAGAGACUCUUAGAAGGUAAAAAAGAUCACCAUCAUGGAGAAAUUUUGACCCAGGUUCCAGAUGACAUACUGAAGAAGAAAACUCCUCGAGUAAAAUCACGUGGAGAAGUUGGCGUGGGUCAUGCAUCCCUUAAUAGGCACCACAGAGCUGACACUGGACACAAGCCAUAUGAGUAUCAGGAAUAUGGACAGAAGCCAUAUAAAUGUACAUACUGUAAGAAAGCCUUCAGUGAUCUCCCCUACUUUCGAACACAUGAAUGGGCUCACACUGGAGGGAAACCUUAUGAUUGUGAGGAAUGUGGAAAAAGCUUUAUUUCCCGCUCAAGCAUUCGAAGACACAGGAUAAUGCACAGUGGAGAUGGACCCUAUAAAUGUAACUUUUGUGGGAAAGCCUUGAUGUGUCUCAGUUUGUAUCUUAUCCACAAACGAACUCACACUGGAGAGAAACCAUAUGAAUGUAAACAGUGUGGUAAAGCCUUUAGUCAUUCUGGUAGCCUUCGAAUACAUGAAAGAACUCACACUGGGGAGAAGCCUUAUGAAUGCAGUGAAUGUGGGAAAGCAUUCCAUAGUUCCACAUGUCUCCAUGCACAUAAAAUAACUCACACUGGGGAGAAGCCGUAUGAAUGUAAACAGUGUGGGAAAGCCUUUGUUUCUUUCAAUUCCGUUCGAUAUCAUGAAAGGACUCACACUGGAGAGAAGCCCUAUGAAUGUAAGCAAUGUGGGAAAGCCUUCAGAUCUGCCUCACACCUCCGAACACAUGGAAGGACUCACACUGGAGAGAAACCCUAUGAAUGUAAACAAUGUGGGAAAGCCUUUGGAUGUGCCUCGAGCCUUAAAAUCCAUGAUAGGACUCACACUGGAGAAAAACCCUGUAGUUCCAACACUUUGAAAGGCCGAGGCGAGAAGAUCGCUUAAUUCACAUAAGAUUCCUAGAAGCCACUGAAUCCAAUCAUGGUAAAAAUGUGUUUCCCUCAAAUCGUGGGAACCAUUGCAAAAUUAUUCUGAAGCUUCUGCAGUCACUGUCAUCUGACAGCAUUCAGAAAUAAAUGCCAGUAGCCCAAG
Molecule: messenger RNA, 1477 nt
Organism: Symphalangus syndactylus (siamang)
Lineage: Eukaryota; Metazoa; Chordata; Mammalia; Primates; Hylobatidae
Gene: ZNF625
Product: zinc finger protein 625
Biological process (GO): regulation of transcription by RNA polymerase II
Cellular component (GO): nucleus
Molecular function (GO): DNA-binding transcription factor activity, RNA polymerase II-specific; RNA polymerase II transcription regulatory region sequence-specific DNA binding
Source: RefSeq, a predicted model, not a curated record